This is a messenger RNA of Alexandromys fortis (reed vole), 2707 nucleotides long. It is a transcript of the gene Lbhd1, whose product is annotated as LBH domain containing 1. Gene Ontology annotation, biological process: positive regulation of DNA-templated transcription. The transcript is spliced from 3 exons. Gene Ontology annotation, cellular component: nucleus. The record is from RefSeq and is a predicted model, not a curated record. The coding region runs from base 2116 to 2688 and encodes 190 amino acids. Lineage: Eukaryota; Metazoa; Chordata; Mammalia; Rodentia; Cricetidae.
AUGCAGACAGAAAACUGUAUACAUAAUAAAUAAAAUGUUAAACAAACAAACAAAAAACAAAGCACACACAAAACAAACAAACCACUGGCUUCUUUUCCAGAGGACCCGGGUUCAAUUCACAGCACCCAUAUGGCAGCUCACAACUAUCUGUAACUAUAGUUCCAGUGGAUCCAAUGCCCUCACACAGACAUGACUAUGGACGAAAUACAAAUGAACAUAAAAUAUUUAUUUUGGAGAGGCAGGCGGAUCUCUGUGAGUUCGAGACCAGCCUGGUCUACAAGAGCUAGUUCCAGGACAGGCUCCAAAACCACAGAGAAACCCUGUCUCGAAAAACCAAAAAAAAAAAAAAAAAAAUUUAUUUUGGUUUUGGUUUUUCUUUUUUUAAUUUAUUUAAGAUUUCUGCCUCCUCACCUCCACCACCUCCCAUUUCCCUCCCCCUACUCCAAUCAAGUCCCCCUCCCUCAUCAGCCCAAAGAGCAAUCAGGGUUCCCUGCCCUGUGGGAAGUCCAAGGACCACCCACCUCCAUCCAGGUCUAGUAAGGUGAGCAUCCAAACUGCCUAGGCUCCCACAAAGCCAGUACGUGCAGUAGGAUCAAAAACCCAUUGAUUGCCCUUGUUCUUGAGUUCUCAGUAGUCCUCAUUGUCCGCUAUGUUCAGCAAGUCCGUUUUUAUCCCAUGCUUUUUCAGACCUGGGCCAGCUGGCCUUGGUGAGUUCCUGAUAGAACAUCCCCAUUGUCUCAGUGUGUGGGUGCACCCCUCGUGGUCCUGAGUUCCUUGCUCGUGCUCUCUCUCCUUCUGCUCCUGAUUUGGACCUUGAGAUUUCAGUCUGGUGCUCCAAUGUAGGUCUCUGUCUCCUUUCAUCGCCUGAUGAAGGUUAAUAUUCAGGAGGAAAAUAUUUAUUUAUUAUGUAUACAGUGUUCUGUCUGUGUGUAUGUCUGCAGGCCAGAAAUGGGUACCAGACCUUAUUACAGAUGGUUGUGAGCCACCAUGUGGUUGCAGGGAAUUGAACUCAGGACCUUUGGAAGAGCAGACAAUGCUCUUAACCACUGAGCCAUCUCUCCAGCCCCUGGUUUUGGUUUUUCAAGACAGGGUUUCUCUGUGUAGCCAUGGCUGUCCUGGAACUUGCUUUGUAGACCAGGCCUUGAACUCAUAGAGAUCUGCCUGCCUCUGCCUCAUGUGUGCUGGGACUAAAGGCAUGUGCCACCACCACCCGGCUCAUAACAUAAGAUUAACAAAAAAUAAAAGGAACGAAGGGCUUCUAUGAUUUCAUUUUCUAGUCAUGAUUGGCCUGGAACUUGCUGUGUAGACUAGGCUAGCCUUGAAGUCCCAGAGUUUUGCCUGCCUGUGCUUCUUAAAUUUUGCUAUUAAAGAUGUGUGCUAUCCUAACUGGCUUGUUUACUUUUGUUUUCCCAAGACAGGUUUUCUCUGUGUAGUCCUGGCUGUCCUGGAACUGUCUCUGUAGAGCAAGCUUGCCUCUGUCUCCCCUGUCUCCCAAGUGCUGGUAUUAAAGGACUGCACCACCACUGUCUGGAGUUCUUGGCAGGCUAGGAGAGAUGGCUCAGUAAUUAAGAGCACUGGCUGAUUUGAUUUGAUUCCCGGCACCCACGUGGUGCCUGACAACUAUCAGUGAUGCCUGUCCUAUGAGAUCCAAUGCCCUCUUCUAGAAGACAUACUUGCAGGCAAAACAGCUCUACCUAUAAAAUAAAUAACAUUUAAGGUAAAUAGAUAAAAAGGUUUCUGUGAAACAGCAAAAGCCACAUAAGCAUUCGUUAAAUAACAUACAAAUAAGUCCACUUGAGAAAACCAGCAAACACGGAGUUAGGAAAUCCACCAUCACAGCUUUUUAUUUAUAGGGCUUUAAUCCAGAUGCCCUUGUCUCCUACCUUGACUGCCAUCCCCAGUGUCUCAGGGAGUAAGCAGAAUAAAGCUCCUGUGUCUCCUCUUUGGCUUCUCCCCUCCCUUGGAAGGCCCAUAAUCUCCCAGCAUGUCAGCGUUCUUUCCUCAGCAGUGAUUAAGGAGCCCUCUACAAAGACGAUUAAAGCAUAGUCUGUGUGGGGCACUGCGCAGGGGACUUGACCUGGAACCCAAGCACCCUGCAUUCUUAGAGUCACAAGCAUGGCCCUCGUGCCAGGAAGUAGCAAGGAUGGACCUUGGUCUGGAGAUAGUCCCCUGUUGACGAAUCCUCUCUCAAGGAACAGAGAGGAGCCUGGCAGAUGUGAAGGUCAGCAGGAUGCUCAGGUGUCUCCAAAGCCCCGCCUGCCCUCUAUUGUGGUAGAGGUCUCAGAGAGGAAUGAGGAAGACCAGGAGGAUAGCCAGUGGUCACAUGAGGAGUUGCUGCUGCUCACUGAUGGUGAAGAGGAGGAAGCAGAAGCCUUCUUCCAGGAUCCAAGUGAAGAGCCAGGUUGGGCUUGGAUCCCACAGGACCCCACAUCUCCUUUAAGAACGUUUAACCCUGGUCUUGGCUGGGAGCAUGAACAAGAGGAUGCCUCCUGGAUUACUGAAGAUACAGAGGGUCAAGAAACUUCCAACCCCUGUCCUCUUUGGGACCCUACAGUGUCCGGCAACUACAGAACCCGAUUUGUGGAAUAUUCCCAUUUCCCACCUCCCAGUACCUUUGGGGGUAAGUAUUGUUUCUCCCUUGUUUCUGUUUUCACAGCCCUUUUGUUCACUCUAGGCCAGACACAAUAGAGGGAGGUGGAUCUGAGUU